Messenger RNA from Lodderomyces parapsilosis, 1578 nucleotides. RefSeq names its product allantoate permease family MFS transporter. The record is from RefSeq and is a predicted model, not a curated record. Gene Ontology annotation, cellular component: plasma membrane. The transcript has a single exon. Gene Ontology annotation, molecular function: allantoate transmembrane transporter activity; dipeptide transmembrane transporter activity. The coding region runs from base 1 to 1578 and encodes 525 amino acids. Gene Ontology annotation, biological process: transmembrane transport; dipeptide transport; tripeptide transport. Lineage: Eukaryota; Fungi; Ascomycota; Pichiomycetes; Serinales; Debaryomycetaceae.
AUGAUAGAGAAAGACGAAUCGGGAACCUCACCAACGAUCAAGCCGGUGCUUUCUUUCACACAAGAAGACUUGGAGGACAAACACAAGCAUGUUUUAACUACCAUUGCGUCUCCAGGUGGAAAAGAAAUUGAAAUCACUAAUAAUGUCGAUGUGGCCAUGAGGUUUGCCAUGGAGCACAAGGGUGAAGCCGAGCGGUUAGAUCCUGCCACUGACCAGAAGAUAUUGCGCAAAAUAGAUUUGUACUUGCUUCCUGUAAUGUGUUUACUAUACUGUUUUCAGUUCAUGGAUAAGUUGAGCACCAGUUAUAGUGCAAUCUUGGGAUUAAGAACCGAGUUGGGCAUGGUGGGCGACAUGUACAGCUGGACUUCAACAUGUUUCUACCUUGGGUACUUGGCAUUUGAGUUCCCUGCCUCGUUACUACUCCAAAGAUUCCCAGUUACCAAAACUGUGAGUGUAUUCAUUAUCCUAUGGGGGUUGAUUCUUGCAUUGUGCUCGGUCCCAAAGUAUGCGGGGUUUGUGGCACUAAGGACCAUAUUGGGUAUGUUGGAGCUGUCAGUCACCCCUGCAUUUACAAUCAUUACGUCUCAGUGGUACAAGAAGGAUGAACAGUUUUUGAGAACCACCUGGUGGUUCGCGUCAAACGGGAUUGGUGGUGACCUCGGUAGUUUGGUUGCCUAUGGGUUGUACAAACAUCAAGACUCAUAUUCACUACCAGCUUGGAAGUUGGUGUUUGUUGUUACCGGCGUUUUGACAAUAUUUUUGGGGUUUGUAAUUAUGCUUCAUAUCCCCGAUACGCCAACUGGAGCAUGGUUUCUCAAAGAAGAGGAGAAAGUUUUAGUGGUUGAAAGAAUUAGGGGCAAUCAACAAGGGUUUGGUAAUCCAAGGUUCAAGAAGGAGCAAUUCAUUGAGGCAUUGACUGAUCAUCGUACGUGGUUGUUUUUUCUUUUCUCCAUAGCUCACAAUAUUCCCAAUGGAGGGGUUACGACAUUCGGAACAGUCUUGAUGAACGAACAGUUCGGUUACGAUGCUGCUCAGUCGCUUUUGAUGCAAUUGCCAUCGGGUGCAAUAGAAAUUGUAGGAUGUGUUUUGUUUGCAUGGUUGCUGAAAUUUAUCAAAUCGCGUAUGUUGAUGUCAAUUUUCAUUGCGAUGAUUACAGUAAUGGCGGAAUGUUUAUUGGCGUUUGCUCCUACAAACAAGGGGAAACUUGCAGGUCUUUAUUUGUGGUACCUCAGCCCCCUUUGCUACAUUUGUAUUCAGUCCCAAGUGUCUUCCUCGGUGGCAGGUCACACAAAGAAAAUCACGGUAAAUGCCAUAUUCUUGAUAGGGUAUUGUGUUGGAAACUUGGUUGGCCCACAAACAUUCAUAGACAAUCAAGCACCUACAUAUUCCGGUGCCAAAAUUGCAAUCGUUGUGUGUGGAAGUGUCACUUUGGGAAGCUUGGUGGCGAUUUACAUCUCAUACUAUGUGGAUAACAAGAGACGCGAUGCCUUGCCCCCAGUUGAUAUGAGUAAGAUUGAGAAUUAUGAGUUUGCUGAUUUGACCGAUAAACAGAAUCCAAACUUUAGGUACGCACUUUGA